CAUAUAUAUUCUGCAUUUGGGUGUUUUUGGGAGGGAGACGGAGUCUCACUCUGACACCCAGGCUGGAGUACAGUGGCGUGAUCUCAGCUCGUUGCAACCUCCGCCUCCCGGUUCAAGUGAUUCUCCUGCCUCAGCCUCCAGCGUAGCUGGGAUUACAGGCGCCCACCACCAUGCCUGGCUAAUUUUUUUCUAUUUUUACUAGAAAUGGGUUUUUGUCAUGUUGCCCAGGCUGGUAUUUGUCCAUUUUUAGAAACAAGGAGUCGCGUCUAACAGGCUCCCUCAAAGAAAGCUGCCCUUUGGAGAUAGCGGUUCCCGAGUCCCGUGUCGGUUUGGGGGUCGCUGUUUCGGGUCCCUUGUCAGUUUGGGGAUCGCGGGUCCGGGUUCAGUGUUAGUUUGGGGAUCGCGGUUCUGCGUGCUUUAUCAGUUUGGCGAAAACUCGGACUCAGAGAGCUCAGCGUCCCUAGCAGGGACCGUCGCCAGAAGGCGCCCAGAAUUGGGUCCCUCCAGGUGGGGAGCGGGACCCGACCUCAGGCGGGGUUUGUCUUUUCAGCCUGUGGGGGUUCAGGGCUUUGUUUCAGUUUCAUGUUUCAGGACGGAUUUGGCCAAUGAGGAUAAAUCCAAAGCUCGGCUUUGGGAGAGGUGGGUGGAUGGUGCUGUCCUUUAACUGAGAAAUGCAAGGGAUUCACAAGGGCGGGAAAGAAGAAAAUUUCGGGAAAGUUCGUGGAAACAGGAGAGUGAGAUAAUAAAUUUACUUUAAGACUUCCUGAGUUUGAAAUUCGUGAUAGUGUUUGUAACUAGUUAGAAAUAUAUUUUUGUAACUAGUUAGAAAUACAUUUAUCUGCCAUUCAAGAGAGGUGGGGGCUAGAGAUACAGAUCUGAGAUUCACUGAAAUGGGAAUAAAGCAAUGGGGAAGAUUCAGAUUUUUAGGAUACUGAAUAAAAUGAUAAUAGAAAGGAUAGAGUAGAGAAUACAGUGGAAAAGGUAUGGCUUUGAAUCCUGACUCCACAAUUUAUUACAAGGGGAUUGGGGACACCGUAAUUUACCAAGUUUCAUCAUUACAACCUGCUCUAUAGUGUUGUCUAAGAAACAAGAGAUUUUGGGGGAGGAGAGAGACUCUGGUUUCCAGAGUUACCACAUUAUAAUGCUCAAAAUGUCCAAUCUUCAACAAAAAAUUAUGAGGCAUGCAAAAAAAAAAAAAAAAAAAAAAAGAAACAUGAAAAAAUGGCCAAAUCAAAGGAAAAAGUAAAUGAACAGAAACUGUCCCUGAGCCAAGGAAGCGCAGAUAUAGGAAUUAUAAGACAAAUACUUUAAAUGACCUGUCUUAAACAUGAACAAAAAGUGAAAAGAAACAUAGAAAAAGAUCAGAAAGAAACAACCAGGAGAACAAGGUCUCAAAAACAAAUAGAGAAUAUGCAAAAGAAUAUACAAACGGUCAACAAACAUGAAAAAAGCUCAACAUCACUAAUCAUCAGAGAAGUGCAAAUCAAAACUGCAAUGAGAUACCAUCAGAACAGUUAUUAUUAAAAAGUCAAGGAACGACAUAUGCUGGCAAGGGUGCAGAGAAAAGGAAAUGCUUAUACACUGUUGGUGGGGAUGUAAAUUAGCUCAACCACUGUGGAAAGCAGUUUGGAGAUUUCUCAAAGAGCUGAAAACAGAACUGCCAUUCGACCCAGCUAUCCCAUUACUGGGUACAUAUCCAAAAGAAAAGAACUCAUUCUACCAAAAAGACACAUACACUAGUAUGUUCAUCACAGCACUAUUCACAAUAGCAAAGACACGGAAUCAACUCAGGUGCCCAUCAACAAUGGAUUGGAUAAAGAAAAUGUGGUACAUAUGCACCAUGGGAUACUAUGAAGCCAUAAAAAGAAUGAAAUCAUGUCCUUUGCAGCAACAUGGAUGCAACUGGAGGCCAUUGUUCUAAGAGAAUUAAUAAAGGAACAGAAAAACCAAAUACUGCAUGUUCAAAUUUGUAAAUGGGAGCUAAACUCUGGGUACUCAUGGACCAUAAAGAUGGCAACAAUAGACACUGGGGACUACUAGACAGGGAGGGAGGGAAAAGGGCAAGGGUUGAAAAAACUAUUGGUACAAUGCUCAGUAUCUGGGUGAGGGGAUCAAUCAUACCCCAAACCUCAGCAACACAAAUUAUACCUAGGUAACAAACCUGCACAUGUGCCCUCUGAAUCUAAAAUAAAAGUUGAAAUUAUUUUAAAAAUAAAGAUUAUUAAUAGAUAGAAAUUAUAAAAGGAACCAAACAGAAAUUAUGGAACUGAAAAGAACCAAAAAAAUUGUAUAGUUAAAAAGUACAAUAGGAUGAAGCAUGAUGGCUCAUGCCUGUAAACCUACCAUCUUGGGAGGCCAAGGCGGGGAGGAUCACUUGAGGCUAAGAGUUUGCCUUGGCAACAUAGCGAGACCCCAUCUUUACAAAAAAAAAUUAAAAAAUUAACUGGGCAUGGUGGUGCAUGUCUGCGGCUGUAGCUACUCAGGAGGCUAAGGCAGGAGGAUCACUUGAGCCCAGGAGUUCACAGCUGUAGUGAGCUAUGAUUGCACUCCUGCACUCUAGCCUGGGUAACAGAGCAACACCUUGUCUCAUUUAAAAAAAAAAAAAAAAAUUCAUAAGUGACGCUCAACAGAUUUGAGCAGGUUAAAGAAGGAAUGAGCAAACUUGAAAACAAUUGAAAUUAUUAAGUCUAAGGAGCAGAAAGUAAAAGAAUGAAGAACAAAGUCCAAAAGAUUUGUGGAUGCCAUCAAGCGUACCAGCAUAUGCAUAAUGGGAGUCCCAGAAAGAAAUAAGAAGGUAAAAAGGGCAGGAAGAGUGACUGAAGAAACAGUGGCCCCAAAGUCCCAAUUUGAUAAAAGACAUAAUGUAACACUUCUAAUAAGCUCAAUGAACUUCAAGUAUGAUAAAGAGUUCACAAUAGCAUUAUAUUAAUAAUCAAACUGUUGAAAGCCAAAGACAGAGAAGCUUAAAAGCAGCUUGAGAGAAAUUAUCACUAUAUACAAAGGACCUUCCAUAAGAUUUAACAGCCAAUUUAUUACCAUGGAGGCCAGAAGGCAGUGGGAUGAUAUAAAGUGCUGAAAGAAAACAAACAAACUGGCAACCAUGAAUUCUGUAUCUGUCAAAACUAUCCUGUAGAAAUGAUGGAGAUGACAGGCGCAGUAACUCAUUCCUGUAAUCCCAACACUUUGGGAAGCUGAGGCAGGUGGAUUGCUUGAGCUCAGGAGUUCAAGAACAGCCUAGGCAACAUGGCAAAACCCCAUCUCUACAAAAAACAAAAAUUAGCUGGGUGUGGUGGCACAUGCCUGUGGUCCCAGCUUCCUGGGAGGCUGAGGCAGGAGGAACACUUGAGCCCUGGAGGUUGAGGCUACAGUGAGUUGUGAUUAUGCCACUGCCCUCCAGCCCAGGUGAUAGAGUCACCCCAUCUAAAAAAAAUGUGUAAUAAAAACCUACAGAAUGCUUGAAAAACCAUCAAACUACUAUGUAAUUGUUGCGAUUUUUAAAGAAAGCAAAAAUACAGGUGUGAAAACUAUUAUGGUAUUGCUCUGCAGUUAUCACAUCAAAGAUUCAAGCUAGAAAUCCUUUACAAUCUAUUGAACAUCAUUGGUCAGGCAUUCUAGAAUAUAGUGGAUGUGAUAAUCCCUUUGUUGUACAGACCCAUUAGGUUUCCAGGAUCUUUUGUUGUAAGUCCAAUACACCAGCAAUAGAUUUAACUAUAUCAAAAUGCCAAGAUUAAAAAAAAGUCUCUUUGCACCCAACGUUGUUGUUAGAAUCUUCUUUCCUGGCCAGGUGUGGUGGCUCACGCAUGUAAUCCCAGCACUUUGGGAGGCCGAGGUGGGCAGAUCACCUGAGGUCAGGAAUUCGAGACCAGCCUGACCAACAUGGAGAAAUCCUAUCUCUACUAAAAAUACAAAAUUAGCCAGGCAUAGUGGUGUGUGCCUGUAGUCCCAGCUACUCAGGAGGCUGAGGCAGGAGAAUCACUUGAACUCAGGAGGUGGAGGCUGCAGUGAGCCAAGAUCACGCCACUGGACACUAGCCUGGGCAACAAGAGUGAAACUCCAUCUCAAAAAUAAGAAACUUCUUUACUGAAGUAAUUCUAGAAAUCUGUUUCAGGCCUUGGUGAAGAACUCCUUCACUCUUCCUGCAGGUAAAGGAGGGUGUGGUUUUUCUUGGGUUUGUCUAGAGGCCAGACACAUGCAUCUCCCCAACCUGCUGGAGUUCCCCUUUCUAGCCCAGAUCACCUGGGCUUGGGGAUCUGCCAGGUCUGUCCUGCAGACUCUGGCUGAGCAACAGAUGAAAGGAGUACUCAGACACAGGUAUGCAGUGUUUAAAAGCAGCUAGGGGACUGCUGGGCACUAGUGGCUGAAGAGUGAGUAGUCUUGAACAGCUAGAGCUGCCUGUUUUUAUUCAGUACAGACAUAAUGCUGAAAGCCUGGAGGAAACACAAUCUGCAGGUAAUUAACAUUAUUAUUCCCCCUUCAGGGAAGGGGUCAUUCAUGUGUGUGAAUGAUCAACGGUCAGCUCCUGGUCAACAUAAGUAAACAAGCCUGUUGUUAGUAUUCGAUUUAACCUUCUGAGGUCUUACUGACUGGGAUGUUAGUAUAUAUCCAAGAUAUUUCCAAGGAGAGGACAUCUGUACCUUUUCAGGUGCUAUGAUUAAGGCUGUUAACUGUGUAUUCUAUUUGACAGAGGCAUAUAAAUUCAAAAGUAUUGGCUCCAUUGGGGCUGCCAGUAAGAUGUCAUCCAUAUAAUGGAUUAUCUUGCAAUUAGGAAAUUCUUUUCUACUGGGGAGCAAAGCCUGAUUUACACGAUACUGACACAUGGUAGGACUGUUCAGCAUUCCUUGAGGAAGUACUUUCCAGUGAAAUCGGGGAGCUGGGCCUUCAUUAUUGAUAGCUGGUAUUGUAAACGUAAAUUUUUCUCUGUCCUGUUUUGCAAGGAGAAUAGUAUGAAAGCAGUCUUUUAAGUCAAUAAUGACUUAAAACUCGAGGAAUCACUGCGGGGGAAGGGAGCCCCUGUGGAAGGAGCCCCAUAGGUUACAAAUUAGCAUUGAUAGCCUGUAAGUCAUGCAGAAGUCUCCAUUUACCAGACUUUAUGGGAAUGACAAAAAAUGGGUGAAUUCCAAGGGCUGUUUGCUGGUUCUAUAUGGCUGGCUUUUAAUUGGUCCUCAAUUAAUUCAUGGGUUUGUUGUAAUUUCUCUCCCUUUAAAGGUCACCGUUCUACCCAAAUUGGAUCUUGAGACAGCCAUGUCAGGGGUAGGGGAGGACUGACAACAGUGGCCACUAUUAGAAAGGGCUCUGCAUAGUGACCCCCCCGCCCCGGGCUAAUAAGGUCCCAUUCCCAAAGAUGAACAGGGAUGGGCAUGAUUAGAGGUUGUAUAGUUGCUUUUCUUCCCUCCAAAUCGCGACUUUAGAGGGCGUGCACUCUGCUUGGCUGUGUGCACUAAUCCAGUGCCGACAAUUUUCUGUUUCUGAGUGACCCAUAUGUUUCACCGGCCAAUUGAUUCUGGUUGGCUUGUCGUUCACACAACUCAUCAUAUUCUGCCGUCCAGAGGAGGUAUUGACUGGCCUCUAAAGUUGUUUGAGCUAGCACUGACCAGUCCCAUGGGAUCAUAAGGAAGUUGUCUGCUAUGGCCUCAAUUAAUCCUUUUGUAGAUGGGCUAGCAGCUCUGUUUUCUCUAAUGCUUUUUCUUAUCUCUUUAUAGGUGUUGAAAGUGAUGGGCUCAUAUACCUGAUUGCCAUGUUGAUCUUACAUCACAGGGCAGGCCAAGAGCUCCCCUUCUAAUGCCACUUGCCUAAGACAGGGUCCCAUAACUGUAGUGUAUCCCUUGUCUUUUUUUUCCAAUUUAUUGGAGGAGGGGGCUUAGGGAAACUCUGUCUCCUCUGUGGCACCUUUACCUAGUAACAGUGGGGCUGAGGGAGGAGGAGGUGGUCAGGUAGGUGGAUGGUUCCUCUUCCCUUUCCUUUUCAGGCUCUUUUGUGUAGAGCGGGGCCAAAGCAGCCCUGAUUAAGGCCCAUAACGUUAAAGAUGUUACUGGGACCCGUUGCCCUUGUGCAUGACGUCAUUUAAGAUUUCCCCUCACUUGCUCCCAGAGCUCUUGGUCUAACGUGCCUUCUUCUGGGAACCAUGGGUUAUUGAAAACAACAGUUUGCAUUAGGCCCCUUAACUGAGCCUCCGAGACCCAGGCUCUGCUAGCUUUAAGCAGCUGUUUCAAUACUUACAUAUAGUGUUGCUGUUGAGCUGAUAACUGUUGUCCCAUGAUGAAACCCUAGGUUGAAAAUUCCCUCAAACUUGGAAAUCCCGAGUGGGCACCAAUUACUUACUUCCCGCACAGUCUCUUCACCUCAUUUUUGGGGGUUCCAUCGUGAUCUGUUGCAGCAUUCCUCACACAGGGCACCAGUUGCUGGGUCUGUCCCACAGACCCUGGCUGGACGAUGGAUGAAACGAGUACUCAGACGCAGGUAUGCAGUGUAAGAGCAGCUAGGGGACUGCUUGGCACUAGCGGCCAAAGAGUGAGCAGGCAAACAGCUGGAGCUGCCUGCUUUUAUUCAGUAUAGACAUAAUGCUGAAAGCCUGGAGCAAAAACAAUCUGUGGGUAAUUAACAUUAUUGUUCCCCUUUCAGGGAACGGGUCACACAUGUGGAUGAUCAAAGGUCAGCUCCUGGUCAAUAUGAGAAGACUGGUUUCAGAAAAGUUGAGUGCUGAAGACUACAAAGCUGUUUGUGUUGGAAAUCAAUAGCUCUUCUAGCCUUGCAUUGUUUAAAUAUAAUAGUGUCAUUGGACUAAGAUGUUCCUGAUGCCAACCUCUUCAGAGUUAAACAGUGGGCAGAACUUCCUAACCCAGUGGAUGACCAAUCCUUCUCGGGCUGGGGUCAUAUUAAAUCGUGGAUUUCCUAUUUUGGAAGCAGACAAAGAGAAGCAAGCAGCUGUGGACAUUUCUACCAGCUUUCCUAUUAAAGGCACACAUUUUUCUGAUAGCUUCAGCUUUAUAAAUGAAGAAGAUUCACUUCUUGAAGAACAGAAGUUGGAGUCAAACAGCCCUUACAAACCACAGUCAGAUAAAUCUGAAACCCAUACAGGCUUUCCUUGCAUUAAAAAGGGACCACAGGUAGCGGCAUGUCACAGUGCUCCUGGACACCAGGAAGAAAACAAAAAUGACUUCAUCCCAGAUCUUGCGAGUGAAUUCAGAGAAGGGGCUUAUAAAGACCCACUUUUUAAAAAACUUGAACAGCUGAAAGAAGUGCAACAGAAGAAGCAGGAACAAUUGAAGAGGCAACAGUUGGAGCAACUACAGAGACUCAUGGAAGAACAAGAGAAGCUGCUCACCAUGGUGUCUGGGCAGUGCACACUUCCAGGUUUGAGUUUACUGCCUGAUGAUCAGAGCCAGAAGCACAGGUCUCCAGGAAAUACCACCACUGGAGAGAGAGCCACAUGCUGCUUCCCAUCAUAUGUCUACCCGGACCCAACCCAGGAAGAAUCAUACGCGUCCAACAUUUUAUCCCAUGAGCAAAGCAACUUCUGUAGAACUGCUCAUGGAGAUUUUGUCUUAACUUCAAAACAUGCGUCUCCUAAUUUAUUUUCUGAGGCACAGUAUCAAGAAGCACCUGUGGAAAAAAAUAAUUUAAAAGAAGAAAACUGUAACCAUUCUACAGGAGAAAGUAUCUUAUGUUGGGAGAAAGUGACAGAACAGAUUCAGGAAGCAAAUGAUAAGAACUUACAAAAACAUGAUGAUUCCUCAGAAGUGGCUAAUAUUGAAGAAAGGCCCAUUAAAGCUGCUAUUGGAGAAAGGAAACAGACCUUUGAAGACUACUUAGAAGAACAAAUUCAGUUGGAAGAGCAAGAACUGAAGCAAAAACAGCUGAAGGAAGCAGAAGGACCAUUGCCAAUCAAAGCAAAACCAAAACAACCAUUUUUAAAACGAGGAGAAGGUUUAGCUAGAUUUACUAAUGCUAAAUCUAAGUUUCAAAAAGGCAAAGAAAGUAAACUAGUGACUAACCAGAGCACUUCCGAGGACCAGCCACUGUUUAAAAUGGAUAGACAGCAACUCCAGCGGAAAACUGCUCUUAAAAAUAAAGAGCUGUGUGCAGACAACCCUAUCCUUAAAAAGGACAGUAAAGCUAGAACCAAGAGUGGUUCUGUCACCCUCAGUCAGAAGCCGAAAAUGCUGAAGUGUAGUAACAGGAAAAGUCUUUCUCCGUCAGGAUUGAAAAUACAGACGGGGAAGAAAUGUGAUGGGCAGUUUAGAGACCAGAUCAAAUUUGAAAAAAAAGUCACAUCUAAUAAUAAAGAAAAUGUACCUGAGUGUCCAAAACCUUGCGAUACUGGCUGCACAGGGUGGAAUAAGACACAAGGUAAAGACAGACUUCCUCUUUCAACAGGGCCGGCCAGCCGCCUGGCUGCUAAGAGCCCCAUAAGGGAGACCAUGAAAGAGUCUGAAUCUUCUCUUGACGUUUCUCUUCAGAAAAAGUUAGAGACUUGGGAACGAGAAAAGGAAAAGGAAAAUUUGGAAUUAGAUGAAUUUUUGUUUUUAGAACAAGCUGCUGAUGAAAUAUCAUUUUCUAGUAAUUCCUCAUUUGUACUGAAAAUCUUAGAAAGGGAUCAACAGAUCUGCAAAGGUCACCGGAUGUCUUCCACCCCUGUCAAAGCUGUGCCACAGAAGACAAAUCCGGCAGAUCCCAUUAGUCAUUGUAACCGCAGUGAGGAUUUGGACCACACUGCACGUGAGAAGGAGAGUGAGUGUGAAGUCGCACCCAAACAACUUCAUUCAUUGUCUUCAGCUGAUGAAUUGAGGGAACAGCCUUGUAAAAUCAGGAAAGCCGUCCAAAAGAGCACUUCUGAAAAUCAAACUGAAUGGAAUGCACGUGACGAUGAAGGUGUUCCAAAUAGUGACAGUAGCACUGACUCUGAGGAACAGCUUGAUGUUACCAUAAAACCAUCGACUGAGGAUAGAGAGAGGGGCAUCAGCAGCAGAGAGGAUAGCCCACAAGUCUGUGAUGAUAAGGGGCCUUUUAAGGACACCAGGACCCAAGAAGAUAAAAGGAGAGAUGUUGAUCUGGAUUUGUCUGAUAAAGAUUACAGUAGCGAUGAGUCUGUCAUGGAAACCAUAAAACAUAAAGUGUCUGAGCCCUCGAGAUCCUCAUCCCUAAGUAUGAGUAAAAUGGACUUUGAUGAUGAAAGAACUUGGACUGACCUUGAAGAGAAUUUGUGUAACCAUGAUGUUGUUCUUGGGAAUGAAUCCACUUAUGGGACGCCGCUGACAUGCUACCCUAAUAAUGAAAUAGGUAUCCUGGACAAAACAAUAAAAAGGAAGAUUGCACCAGUCAAGAGGGGAGAAGACUUGAGCAAGUCCAGGAGGAGCAGAAGUCCUCCUACAUCGGAGCUGAUGAUGAAAUUCUUUCCUUCUUUGAAACCAAAACCAAAGUCAGAUUCACACUUGGGAAAUGAACCCAAGUUAAACAUAAGUCAAGACCAACCACCUGGUGACAAUGCUCGAUCCCAGGUUUUGAGAGAGAAAAUUAUUGAAUUGGAAACAGAAAUAGAAAAGUUUAAAGCUGAGAACGCAUCUUUAGCUAAACUUCGCAUUGAACGAGAAAGUGCCUUGGAAAAACUCAGGAAAGAAAUUGCAGACUUCGAACAACAGAAAGCAAAAGAAUUAGCUCGAAUAGAAGAGUUUAAAAAGGAGGAGAUGAGGAAGCUACAAAAGGAACGUAAAGUUUUUGAAAAGUAUACUACAGCUGCAAGAACUUUUCCAGAUAAAAAGGAACGUGAAGAAAUACAGACUUUAAAACAGCAAAUAGCAGAUUUACGGGAAGAUUUGAAAAGAAAGGAAACCAAAUGGUCAAGUACACACAGCCGUCUCAGAAGCCAGAUAGAAAUGUUAGUCAGAGAGAACACAGACCUCCGGGAAGAAAUAAAAGUGAUGGAAAGAUUCCGACUGGAUGCCUGGAAGAGAGCAGAAGCCAUAGAGAGCAGCCUCGAGGUGGAGAAGAAGGACAAGCUUGCGAACACAUCUGUUCGAUUUCAAAACAGUCAGAUUUCUUCAGGAACCCAGGUAGAAAAAUACAAGAAAAAUUAUCUUCCAAUGCAAGGCAAUCCACCUCGAAGAUCCAAGUCUGCACCUCCUCGUGAUUUAGGCAAUUUGGAUAAGGGACAAGCUGCCUCUCCCAGGGAGCCACUUGAACCACUGAACUUCCCAGAUCCUGAAUAUAAAGAGGAGGAGGAAGACCAAGACAUACAGGGAGAAAUCAGUCAUCCUGAUGGAAAGGUGGAAAAGGUUUAUAAGAAUGGGUGCCAUGUUAUACUGUUUCCCAAUGGAACUCAAAAGGAAGUGAGUGCAGAUGGGAAGACCAUCACUGUCACUUUCUUUAAUGGUGACGUGAAGCAGGUCAUGCCAGACCAAAGAGUGAUCUACUACUACGCAGCUGCCCAGACCACUCACACGACGUACCCGGAGGGACUGGAAGUCUUACAUUUCUCAAGUGGACAAAUAGAAAAACAUUACCCAGAUGGAAGAAAAGAAAUCACGUUUCCUGACCAGACUGUUAAAAACUUAUUUCCUGAUGGACAAGAAGAAAGCAUUUUCCCAGAUGGUACAAUUGUCAGAGUACAACGUGAUGGCAACAAACUCAUAGAGUUUAAUAAUGGCCAAAGAGAACUACAUACUGCCCAGUUCAAGAGACGGGAAUACCCAGAUGGCACUGUUAAAACCGUAUAUGGAAACGGUCAUCAAGAAACGAAGUACAGAUCCGGUCGGAUAAGAGUUAAGGACAAGGAGGGUAAUGUGCUAAUGGACACGGAGCUGUGACAAUCCUCAUGUGAUCAUGAAGUAACAGUAACUGAUUUUUUUAUGUUAAAAAAUGUACAUUUACUGUGGAUUCUGUUUAAUUUAUUGUGUGUGUGGGGAAAAGAUUGGAUUCUAAAAUAAAAGUUUACCCUGUGGCA
Molecule: messenger RNA, 10936 nt
Organism: Gorilla gorilla gorilla (western lowland gorilla)
Lineage: Eukaryota; Metazoa; Chordata; Mammalia; Primates; Hominidae
Gene: CPAP
Product: centrosome assembly and centriole elongation protein
Exons: 18
Coding region: 6783-10799 (1338 amino acids)
Biological process (GO): centriole elongation; cilium assembly
Cellular component (GO): centrosome; centriole
Molecular function (GO): tubulin binding
Source: RefSeq, a predicted model, not a curated record